Molecule: messenger RNA, 1783 nt
Organism: Diachasma alloeum
Lineage: Eukaryota; Metazoa; Arthropoda; Insecta; Hymenoptera; Braconidae
Gene: Es2
Product: splicing factor ESS-2 homolog
Exons: 2
Coding region: 234-1670 (478 amino acids)
Cellular component (GO): catalytic step 2 spliceosome
Source: RefSeq, a predicted model, not a curated record
UCCAGUUCGCUCCGAUCCUCCACUAUUUUCAGUGUCCCAGCCCCAAUGUUUUGUGUCAUAAAAACGAAAUACUCAAAAAACUCAGCUGAAUCAAUUAAUUACUCAGUAUUGAAUACAUUUACUCUCAACCUGUUCAAUUAAUUGAGACACAUCAAGAGUAGAAGUAUCAACAAAGCUCGUGCUGUGAAAUAAGAUGAAAACAAAAUAACCAGUGUCUAACCUCAAUUCGUCUCAUGGAUUCUCCAGCGAGUACUCCGGGUUUUCAAGCCCUGGAAGUAGCCCGCAACAACCACGACCUUCAGAUCUUCAAGAAACCAAGUGGAACCCCUCUGCGAUCGAAAAAAUUCAAAGCGAAAAUCCUCGACGAAGAUGCGUACGUCGAGCGUAUGGGCAAAAUCAUCGAGCGAGACUUCUUUCCUGACUUGGAAAAACUGAAAGCGCAGAAUGAUUACUUGGAGGCUUUGGAGCAGAACGACGUGAAGAAGAUGCGUGAGUUGUACGAAAAAUAUAGUUCCGGUCGUCCUGCAACCGAGAGAGUUUCGAGUCCUGCGACCUUUGAGACACCCCUCCGAGAGGAGCCUGGAGACGUGUCAGACAGGGAAAGUGUGAUAACAAAAUCAGGGAGCGCCUUGGAGACCGGUAUAAGGGAUAAAAUUGGAUUAGAUGGUUUUUUGAGCACUCACACCAGCGAAGACAAUGCCUCUUUCGAGGAGAUGAUGGAAGAGGCUGAGAAGAGACAGAGGAUAAAGUAUUCGUGGCUCUACGACGUCGAAGAGAAAUCAAAGAUACUGGCCAUUGAAGCCAACAAAGUAGUGACGAUUGAAAAUGGAAAAACCAAAAAACCUCUCUCACUCGACACCUGGAGUUACAAGAAUAAAAACUACAUAAUGUACGUGCCAGAUGGAGUUGAAUUGACCCCAGACGAGAAAGUCGAAAUGGCGAAGAGGAAGCAGGAGGUGGUGCAUGACAACACCAGGCUGACAGUCAAUCCGUUCAAUGAGAAACAGAAUAAGGAGACGAUUAAUGAGUUGGCGAAGUCGCAGUCCAAGGCGAAUGAUGGUAAAAUAGGAGUAGAUGGAAAAGAAAUUGUGAGGAAUCCAACGCCUCGAGUCAAUGGAUUCAGUUUUGUUGCUACACCAAGUCCGAGGCCUGGAGAGUGCGACAGUCCUUUCAUGACGUGGGGUCAGAUUGAAGGGACACCAUUCAGGUUGGACGGGGGAGACACACCCUUGUUCAGGAGUAAUCAGGGGCCUUCGUUCAGGAUGGCUGAGCCACCGAAGAGGGAGAAAAUUGCACUGCAGUUGGCGGAAAAGGCGGGGGAGAGGCACAGGGACAGAAAGAGCAAGGCUCUUGAAGCAGCGAGACGAUCUUUUGCAACGCCCUCACCCCGGAGUUUAUCCACAAUUGAUCGUCUGAGUUCUAUGUCACCCGCAGCAAGAAGACUGGCUACACAGAAAUUGAAAAUCAUUAGCACCCCCACUCCACGGAGGACACCCACAAGGACCCCCUCAAUAGGAGUAAAAACCCUCACCUUAACACCAAGGGUUUACACACCCAGUAGAACCCCAGAAUCAUCAGAUAAUCAGAGGCAAUCGAGGGGUAUUAUACUGACGGAUAAUCUUCUCAAUCUUCCACAGAGACAGCGAGCUGCAGAUUUUUUUAACAAAUAAAAAUAUAGUUUUACAUAAAUGUUAGAAAUUUUUCUAACAGACCUAUUUAUAUUCAAUCUACCAAACUGAUACCUCAAUACUGACUGUUGUAAAUACAUUCUUCCUUGUUUGAA